This is a messenger RNA of Chondrus crispus (carragheen), 2319 nucleotides long. RefSeq lists its product as hypothetical. The transcript has 4 exons. Bases 57 to 431 code for a protein of 124 amino acids. Lineage: Eukaryota; Rhodophyta; Florideophyceae; Gigartinales; Gigartinaceae. The record is from RefSeq and is a predicted model, not a curated record.
CCACAUAACUAAAAACUAGUUACAAGCAAAGCAACGAAGUGCCUCACCCCCUCAAAAUGGCGAAUCGUGUGGAGAGGAUAGCUCUACAAGUCCAGAAACUUGCCCAGGCAACUGGAAUUGAAGAUGAGAAGGAGUACCAUGGCAAGGAUUCUGGCCUUGACGGAGUCACUUCAGACUUGGACAUUGAAGCACUCUCUAAGGGAUUAAUAGACAUCACAAAGGACUUCGAUGUAUAUCUUCAAAGUUUGUUGGACCCUCCAAACAUGCCCACUGCUAAUCUGAAAGCGGACAUCGCUGCUCUGGAGCGUGAACUACAGGAGAAAGAUGAGCUAAUCGAAAAGAAUGUCGAAAUGCUGAAGAAAGCGGAAACAUCCCUCCGUAAACUGAAACGAAGGCAGUAUCGGCAAAUUUAUCAAAUGGCGACUCCAUGAUGCCGUGAAACCUUUUCGUCAAAGCCGAAAUGUGCCUUUGCGGCAAAGCUGUGGAUAGUGUUUUGAAAAGUGGAAACCUCCACAUGUGCCCAAUGUAUAUAGAUGUAGUGUCCAAAAUGUUAAAGCUUAGGCAAUGGCUUUGUCCGGACGAUGUGUGAUAAUAAUGAAUUGAUAAACUCUUGCUGAACUACAAACGAAUCAAAUCUGGUGCUCGUCCAUGUCGUGGAGGGCAACCUAAUCUGGCCGGCUCAAAAGACCCAAUCGUCCAACUCGGAGCCUCCGAAGCCUUUGUUCUUUACUUCACCAGGCUUCUGCCCCCCAGCUGGUCCCAACGUCGGUGUUGUCCCCAAACCUCCCCAGAAAUCAUCGUCAUCAUCUGAAGAAACACUUUUUUUGGAUUUGGACUUCGUGUUCAGGUUGGAGACGUCUGCGGAUGGGCCUGGGAGUACGCUUGCUUUCGGGGAGGGCUGAUCCCAUAUAUCGUCGUCAUCGUCAUUUCCAAGACUGAUGGGUUCUGUCCUUGUAGGAGGGAUUGCUGCAGAUGGUAGCGUAGAUGCAGGUGCUGGAGGUUGAGCGGGAAUAAUAGGCGAUAACUUCGCCGCGACCGACGGUGAGACGGAUGGCGGCCUCGGUGGUUGAAAUGCAGCGGGGGGAGCUGGAACGCGUGUCACUACUGGCGACACCUUCGGAGAACGGCGUGUGCCGUACGAGUCAACAUUUCUAGCGGACUGCUCAUUCACACUCGACGAUAUAGGUGUCGCUGAGAGUGAUGCUUUCUCUAGCUUAAGCCGCUCCAUUUCAACUUUCAUUUCCUCCAUUUCGCGUCUGGCUCGCUCUACUUCCAAUCGCUCCUUCUGUAGGGCUUCACGCAUUUUCUCCGCUUCUUGGGACUGCACAAGAUGAUCAGACGGAGGGGGCGGAAAAUGGGGCACUGGGUGAUUUGGUGGUGGCAUCUGUUGUGCUGGUGAAAGUGUCUGUGAAGGUGGAGCGCGCCGCGCUGGCGACAAUGUCUGUUCUUGAUGUUCCAUCUCGGGGUGCGAAGGCGGCUGACGAGUUGUGUGGGUCUGACUUGUCGGAGAACGGAAAACGCUUUCCUGUUGCGACGGAGAUGCUUGCGGCUGCAAACCAUGAGGAGGAGGUAUUGGAACGAUCACGGGGGUUUGGCCUGGGGAUUGCACAUGUGCCUGUUGGAGUUGCUCAAGAGGAUUUGCCUCUGCAACCGGCGCCGGCAUAUCUUGACCCUCAAUCCUUAACCAGUUCGGGCCGCUAGGAUCCAUCAUGGAUGGUAGUGCCGUGACUGUGAGACGCUUGUUUCGAAUGUUGGAAACCAUGUGCAUCGCAAUGCGAAAUUCUUCUAGAGAUAGCUUUCCAUCCCUCGUGACAUCGGCAAGCUCCCAAAUUCUCUUCAAAGUAGGCCUCGGUAAACCACUUUUCCCAAAGAAAGUGACGCCUUGCUUCCCAUCUAUCAUCCCAGUCUGGGCAACAUCAAGGCUCUUGAAGAAUGAGUCGUACUUUGCGAUUACUGCAAGGGGCACCGUCCAAGAGAACGCAUUAGUGUUCUCAGGCGCUGUGACCGUUACUGCAGGUUCCUUCUUCACUUCAGGAGCGAUAUUUGGAAUCAAGUUGAUCCCUGAGAAGUUUCGUAGUCCAGACACAGAAAGUUCAGCACCACGUUGGGCCAAAGCUACCAAACGAAGCGCGAUAUAAAACUCAUCUCGGCCUAGAGAACCUUCCUUCUGAUGAUCAGCGACGUCCCAAAUGCGACGCAACUGACCUUUCGACACCUUCGCGGCACGACCCAAAAAUGCAACUGCGUCUUUCCCGCCCACAGUUUCGUUAUCACCAACCGCCUGUGCCCAGUACUCACCGUAUUUUACUUCCUCGCCAG